GUUCGGUCUGAAUAUGCCCUUGAAGUUGAAUGCGGCAGCCUCAGGGGCGCUCAGCGCUUGGUUAUGUGUCCUUGUUUCGUGUUCACAAUACCUCACUCAGAGUAGUCAGGGUACUCAGGGUACUCAGAGUUUGUCUUGGCGGAGCUCCUUGCUGAUUGCCUGAAUGAAGUGAGGGUCGGAGGAGGGACCAGAAACAUCUUUUAAAGAUGGCAGAAACAGGCAUAAUCCCAAUGGGGGCGGGGGGAAUCAUCGACAUUGAGGCUGCCAGGGCUGCGGCGCAGAAGAUGGCUUACAGCCUCAUGGCGGCCCACAAGGGGCUCAACCCGGAUGCCGAACAGGAUACAGCAGCAGCAGCGUCUCAAGUCCCAGGAAAGUCGACAAUCAGCUUUGUCAUUCCUAAGAAUAAGCUAUCCGGCGCCCUAGUGCCGAUCGCUGGACAGGGGGUGAAGUGGCAGUCGGUAGACCCAAAGUCGGAUGAGCCACCAAGGCCUCCCAGGAACACAAAGUGGGGGCCUGACCCCCUGCAAGAUGAGGCUGUGAAGAAGAGCCGCGCGCUAGCGCUACAGCGUCGUGCCGAGCAGAUUCAGGCACAACUAGAGGAGCAGCGGUUUGAAGUGGAGGACGAUGGUUACCGCUCGCCGUCCCCUCCGCCCGUGUACAAUGAGAUGGGGCAGCGAGUCAACACUCGAGAGGGGAGAGUUAAGGAGCAACUAGAGUUGGAAAGAAGGAAGGCGAUUGGGGAAGUUGUGCAGCUGAACCCAUACUUCAAGCCGCCAACCGGGUGGCGGCCUGUCUUGGAGGAAGCCAAGCUGUUCAUACCGGUCAAGCAGUACCCUGGGUACAACUUCAUCGGCCUCAUUCUGGGGCCCAGAGGUAACACGCAAAAGCGGCUAGAGACAGAGACGGGGUGCAAGAUUGCGAUUCGGGGAAAGGGGUCGGAAAAGGACGGCAAGUUCAAGAUGAAGAAUGGGAAGAUGCCGGAGGGCUGGGAUGAGGAGCUGCACGUGCACAUCAGCGCAGACUCGCUGGACAAAGUGGACAAGGCGGUGGCGCUGAUCGAGCCGCUGCUGACGCCGCUGGAUGAGCACCACAACGCCCACAAGCGCAAGCAGCUGAUGGAGCUUGCGGAGAUGAACGGAACGGUGCGCGCGUUUGAUCGGCUGUGCCGCAACUGCGGGGAGCCGGGGCACCCCGACUGGAAGUGCCCGAAGCAGCAGCUGACCACGUUCCUGGCCAAGGUUACGUGCAGCAUCUGCGGGGAUGGGGGGCAUCCCACAGUGGACUGUCCCAGGAAAGGCAUGGGUCAGAACAUGGACAACGAGUUCCAGAACUUCCUUCAGGAGCUCGGUACUGGCCUAGGAGGCGCAGCCCCCGCAGCUGCAGCCACCCCGGCAGCGCAAACAGCGGCCGCUCCAAGUAUGCGGCCACCUUUUGCAAGAAACAACAUCCGGCCUGGCCUGGGCUACGCUCGACCUGCACCUCCCCCCGACUUCCGGCCACCCCCCCCGAUGGAGAAUCCUGCGCUGCCCCGCCCCGACAACUCGGCCCUGCACGCGUCAAAGGCGUUUGCUGGCAUGAGCCCGCUGGACAUUGAAGCGAUUCUGUCGGGCAGGGGGGGCCCUGCGCCCCGGCCGACGCCGCCUCCUGCCCAGGGCCCUCCGCCAAUUUUCCAGGGGGGUCCCCCGCCCCAGUUCCAGCCCCCCAUGAACCGGCCGCCCGGCAACUACAUGUCCGUGCCCCCCCCUCGGUUCGGUGCACCCCUUCCUCAGGGUUUCCAGGGGCCGCCCCCACAGGCCGAGAACAAACUGCCCCCCUGGCUGGCCAACAAGGCGCCGGAGCCGUCAACUAGCGGGCCCCGUCCAUUCCAAAUGUACCCCGCUCAGCAAACUUCGUCUCUUCCCCCCUGGGCGCAGAACCCCCAGAUGCCUGGUCCCGCAAACCCCCCAUGGGGCCAGCAGAGGCCCCCAGCUCCGCAGAUGGGCCAGGCUCCCCCUCCUCAAAUGCCACCCUGGCAGCAAGGCCCUCCCCCGCAAUUUGGUUUUCAGCCUCGGCCGCAGAUGAUGCCUCGGCCUCCUGGCGAGACUGACAAGAAGCUGGCGGAAGAGUAUGAUAAGCUGAUGGCGUCCAUGGGGAUUACAUAAGCAUGUACUGCUGAGGUGUGCAGCGAACUGAGGAUGCUUGAUUGGAGAGUUAGACCAAGUGCAACUUUCGGUAGUUGUAUGCCUCGACGAAGGUUUCUGUCAAAGUAAAAGCAAGGUCCACUUCAGCAAGCCUUGCUUCAAAUGGAAUGCAUUCUUGUUGCUGUUCACAAACAGGAUACGGUUGCAUUAUGCAUGAGCGAGGCAGCAUCUGUUUGACAUACACGAGCAUGUUAUGGUUGCAGCUGAUUAAUGUGGG
Molecule: messenger RNA, 2397 nt
Organism: Klebsormidium nitens
Lineage: Eukaryota; Viridiplantae; Streptophyta; Klebsormidiophyceae; Klebsormidiales; Klebsormidiaceae
Source: the annotation of a GenBank genome assembly